UAUAGACGUGCCAAGGCAUUACACACACACACACACACACACACGUUUACUUCAGCUUUUUUGGAAGAAUUUUUCUUCAAUCCCACCCAAUGCAUUUCAACGGUCGCCUUUUCGCUAUUCAUAGCCUGCACAGAGCAAGUGUCCGCUGCUGCCAAUGUAUGUUGUUCAGUCGCACUGCUACAUGGCGUUAUAGAUAUUAUAAUACGGUAUUUUGUGUUACAUCAUUUGUGUGUGAGUAUUACGUCAGUUGUGUUUCAUUACUAAGACUUCUGUGAGCUUUGUACUUUUAUUACAAAGACGUGUAGCCUACAUCAGUCCUUUGCCUUAUGUAUGAUGUAUUUUGACGCAUCUCCACGUGUGCUCAAUUCACAAUGGGCUUUUUAACGCCUUGUGAAAAGCCGCUUUGUUCACUUUUCACAAGGUUACAAUAGUUAUGGCAGCUCCAAAAUGUUAUUUCAUGUAAAUUGGAUUAUGGGAACAAGCUUUGGAAAGUGUUUUUUUUCCCCCCAUCAACACAAGAGGAAAACUGCAGUAUAAUGCAGUUUACAAAACACAUCUUACCUUUAACAUGUGUGACGUUAUUGUUGUUGUUAUUGUUGUGUACCUUUUUUUGUUUUUGUUUUUUUACUGUAGUCCUAUUUCAACGUGUUACUUUUUUUUUUUCGUAAUCAUUAACCUGUACAAAUUUUAAUAAAAUGGUCAAAACGGCAAUAACUGAACAUGCAUACACUGAGGAGCCAUCUGCUGCCCUCUUGUGGCUUCAUUUAUAUGCACCAAACUCGAGUAUACUUGAUUCGAUGCAUGUAAAUGGACUCGACCUGCUGACCCAAACUUUGUCGACGUCGGGCCAGAACCACCCCCUCCCUCCUUCCCUACCUCCCUCCCUCCCUCACCCCUUCCGUCGCGGGGCCACGAUGUGCUCCCUCCCUUCUGGAGAAGUUGAGGAGUGGGCAAAGUUCUAUCGCGGAUCCACACGUUUUGACAUCUCGGAACCAAUAUGUAUGCUCUUUGAAACUUGUUCAUCAGGCUUCUCCCGCUCCUCUUCAUCAAGCCAUGCUUCACCUCUCCAUCCUCCUGCCUGCCCUUCUGCUGGCCGCCUCAGCGACUAAAUCACCGAACAGCACCGAGGGAGAUGAAAAUGAAGUCUUCAAAAGCAUGCAGUCAGAUCUCGUCAAGCACCAGAUUGAGAAUCUCAUCGGAAAUCUCAGCCAACCUACACCAACUAUGGCUGCCCGCCAGUUUCCCAGUGGUGGUCCUCAGUGUCCCGGCAACCAGGUGAUGCUUGAGGGUAGCUCGGAUUGUGGUUGUCCAUCAGACAUGCUAAAGAUCGGAGACAUCUGCACCUGCCCACUUGGCUUCAGUCUUGUGGAAGCAGCAGGGUGCAAAGAUGUUGAUGAGUGUGGAGAAAAGGAACAGUGUGGCCCUCACGCAAAGUGCACCAACACCCCGGGCUCGUACUUGUGCCAAUGUCACCGUGGUUACCUGAAGGGUGCAGAAGGGUGCCAGGAUGUCGACGAGUGCGCCCUGGCCGCGGUGACGGGCCUGCGAGCCUGCGACGGCAAUGCGGAGUGCACAAACACCCUCGGCUCCUUCAGCUGUUCCUGCCCUGUGGGAUACCACGGGGCUCACAAUGGACAAAACUGUGAAGAUACGAACGAGUGCGCGUCCGGCGCUCACGGUUGUGACGUCAACGCUCGCUGCGGCAACAUCGUCGGCUCCUACUUCUGCCAGUGCGACCAAGGUUUCAACGGAGAUGGACAUUCUUGUUUCGACGUUGACGAGUGCGCCGUGAACAACGGACACUGUGACCACAACUGCACGAAUGAACCAGGAGGCUACAGCUGCCAGUGUUCUUCCGGCUACCAACUCGAUCCAGAUGGACACGGAUGCACAGACGUGAACGAGUGUUUGUCCCGGAACGGAAGCUGCGCGCACUCGUGCGUCAACACCCCGGGAUCCUUCCGAUGCUCGUGCAGGCCCGGCUACCAGCUCCACAUCGACGGGCGCACCUGCGUGGACAUCGACGAAUGUAAACUUCAGAAUGGCGGCUGUUCGCACAUCUGCACCAAUUCCCCGGGGGGACACGACUGCCACUGCCCACCUCCUCUACUGCUGGACACCGAUAACCUCACCUGCAGCAAUGUUUCGUCUUGUGGAUUGAGAAACGGCGGUUGCGACCACAUUUGUGUCACGGGGGCCGAGGGUCAUGUUCGAUGUAGCUGCCGCGCGGGCUGGAAACUGAGCGAGGACCUGAGGAGCUGCGAUGAUGUGGACGAGUGCGGAGAUUUCACGAACGGAGGCUGCGAGCAGUUGUGCGAGAAUCACCCCGGCACUUUCAACUGCACCUGCAAGGAGGGCUAUCAAGUGCAAAACGAUGACCUCACCAAAUGUCGACCUGUGUGUGAACCGCCAUGUCAGAACUACGGAGUGUGUACGGCGCCAAACAGCUGCGACUGUCCUCCGGGCUACCCUGGCCUCGGCUGCUCAGCCAUGUGCUCCCCACCUUGUGCGCAUGGAGGUACAUGUAUGCGCUGGAACAAAUGUUUAUGUCCUCCUGGUUGGACUGGAGAAGGCUGCCACACAGCCGUAUGUCAGCUGCUCUGCGCUAAUGGCGGUCGAUGCGUGAGUCCUGAUACCUGCCAAUGUCCGUCAGACUACACGGGCCCCCAGUGCCUUUCGCCCUUGUGCACACCCGCCUGUCAAAAUGGCGGCCGAUGCGUGAACGUGAAUAUGUGCACGUGCGUUGGCGGAUGGCAAGGAGUUCGAUGCCAAAUAGAGCCUGUUCAGUGUCAGAAGACUUGUAAAAAUGGCGGCGUGUGCGAAGGCCUCAAUAGGUGUCGCUGUGCCAAAGGAUUCACCGGAAGUCUCUGUGAAACAGCGGUGACUACACCGUGCGUUCCUCCCUGCCGGAACGGCGCCACCUGCAGUCCACUCAAUACUUGCACAUGUCCCGAGGGCACCGCGGGCCUGCGCUGUGAGCGACUGACAUGCCCGGUGGUCACUACUGUGGUCAGCAUGGCUCGAGCGGUGAGAAAAGCGUUGCGGGAAAGUUACGUUGACCGUUGCGGACCUUUUGGGAUUCAGCUUUGCACCAAAUACAGGAUGAACCAGGCACGUGUGUACCUGCAAGCCUACAGGGUGGGCUACAAAAUCCAAUGCCCAGAGAGGAAAGGCCGAUGAUGUAGUGUUUAAAAUAAACAUUCCAGAAACCACAUUUCAGUCAGGGCUGAAACAAGCAACUGCUGUGAUGACUACAAUUUGCUAAAAUGUUGAAAUACGGCUUAAUACUACUAAGGCUCUAAACCAGAGUGACACUUAUCUUUGUUUCUAUUUCACGUGAUGUUUUUCUGUUUCACUGAGCUGGUAAAUAUGUGUGUAAUGUAAAUAGCCGUGAAUCCUCUGGAAUAUUUUGUGCAUUACGCAAUGGAGUCGAUCCGUUAUGCUGUUUGGCUUUAAAUUACCCCACAAGUGGCCAAACAGCCAGCCGGACUCUUUUGAUUAAAUGUGUAGUACCUGUUUAAGCCACACGGUGGUAGUAAAGGCUGCGUUAUAUUGAGCAGUAUAGUUCCGCUGUCAACUAAACAAAUUAAAAGCGUUCUGUUGUAUCUCAAUAAAAUUAGUGGCUAUCGUUGACAUAUU
This is a messenger RNA of Syngnathus typhle (broad-nosed pipefish), 3639 nucleotides long. Its product is annotated as multiple epidermal growth factor-like domains protein 6. The transcript is spliced from 20 exons. Bases 1054 to 3180 code for a protein of 708 amino acids. The record is from RefSeq and is a predicted model, not a curated record. Gene Ontology annotation, molecular function: calcium ion binding. NCBI's taxonomy places the organism in Eukaryota, Metazoa, Chordata, Actinopteri, Syngnathiformes, Syngnathidae.